Molecule: messenger RNA, 1687 nt
Organism: Brassica oleracea var. oleracea
Lineage: Eukaryota; Viridiplantae; Streptophyta; Magnoliopsida; Brassicales; Brassicaceae
Product: probable leucine-rich repeat receptor-like serine/threonine-protein kinase At5g15730
Exons: 8
Coding region: 233-1543 (436 amino acids)
Biological process (GO): protein phosphorylation
Molecular function (GO): ATP binding; protein kinase activity
Source: RefSeq, a predicted model, not a curated record
AGUAGAACCUCUCUACCUCUCUCUCAGUCCUUUUCUCACUCUCUCUCUCUCUUGAGGGAUUCUUUUCUCUACAAUCAAAGCAAAGCUCUAGAAAUUAUCCUCUCUCUUUCUCUUCAAACUUUUCCAAGCUUCCUAAAUCAAAAAUGCACCAGUUUUCUACAACUUUACAUAUAUCCACAGAGGCGUUUACAAGAGCUUGAGGCUUUGAUUACAUUUAUAUAUAGGAAAAAAAAUGGAAGGAGAGUCGUUUGGUUUGAUCGUUGGGAUCUCACUUGGUGUGGUGAUCGGUGUGUUGUUAGCUAUUUCAGCGUUCUUCUGCUUUAGGUACCAUAGAAAGACAUCUCAGAUUGUCAACAGUGGUGGCGGCUCAAGCAGAAGAAGUGCGACGCUUCCCAUCAGAGAGAACGGUGCUAACUCUUGCAACAUUAUGUCUGAUUCCACUCUUGGUCCCGAUUCGCCUGUCAGAUCCUCGAGCAAUGGGAGGUCUGGUUGGCUUGACGGGUUUAGUAAGAAGACAAGUGUCAUCUCUGCUUCUGGCAUUUUGGAAUAUUCUUACAGGGAUUUGCAGAAAGCAACAUGUAAUUUCACGUCUUUGAUAGGCCAAGGAGCAUUUGGACCUGUCUUCAAAGCUCAAAUGUCCACCGGCGAGACAGUUGCUGUCAAAGUUCUCGCCACUGAUUCUAAACAGGGUGAAAAAGAGUUUCAGACAGAGGUUAUGUUAUUGGGAAGGUUGCAUCACCGUAACCUAGUGAACUUGGUGGGCUAUUGUGCAGAGAAAGGCCAACACAUGCUUAUAUAUGUCUACAUGAGUAAAGGAAGUUUAGCUUCUCACUUGUACAGUGAAAAACAUGAACCGUUGAGCUGGGAUUUGAGAGUAUACAUUGCUUUAGACGUGGCACGCGGUCUAGAGUAUCUUCAUGAUGGGGCUGUUCCUCCUGUAAUCCACAGAGAUAUCAAAUCUUCCAACAUUCUGUUAGAUCAAUCCAUGCGAGCUCGGGUUGCUGACUUUGGCUUGUCUAGAGAAGAAAUGGUAGACAAACAUGCUGCCAACAUCAGAGGAACGUUUGGUUAUCUCGAUCCAGAGUACAUCUCCACAAGAACAUACACCAAGAAAAGCGAUGUUUAUGGUUUCGGGGUUUUGCUUUUUGAGCUUAUAGCUGCAAGAAACCCUCAACAAGGGCUAAUGGAAUACGUUGAGCUGGCGGCGAUGAAUGCAGAGGAGAAGGUUGGGUGGGAAGAGAUUGUUGAUUCAAGAUUAGAUGGGAGAUUUGAUCUACAAGAAGUGAAUGAAGUUGCGGCUUUUGCUUAUAAAUGCAUCUCUCGUGCACCGAGGAAACGUCCCAACAUGAGGGACGUUGUGCAGGUUUUGACUCGUGUCAUUAAGGUGAGACACUCCAGAAAACGUCAGAAAAAGUCUGCCUCGCCUUCUCCGCUUCCCCCUACGGUGGAGUCUGGUGGUGAGCAGACUGGAAAUAGAUCAGUUCGGUCGGAAAAUCAUAGGAGAGAUAACUCCAUGGACAGUACACUUGAAGACUAUUGUUAAAACAAAAUGUGUGUUUUAAGUUUCUUAUUAUUGCUUUUAUUGAAUUUUUAUUUAUUUUUGGGUGGGUUUUAGGAUGAUUUGUAGAUUUGGUUAGGAGGAAGACACUGAUGUUGAUGUUAAAUGAAAUUUGGUUAACAGGAGCUU